Messenger RNA from Arxiozyma heterogenica, 402 nucleotides. It is a transcript of the gene MIM2, whose product is annotated as Mim2p. The record is from RefSeq and is a predicted model, not a curated record. NCBI's taxonomy places the organism in Eukaryota, Fungi, Ascomycota, Saccharomycetes, Saccharomycetales, Saccharomycetaceae. Gene Ontology annotation, biological process: mitochondrial outer membrane translocase complex assembly; protein insertion into mitochondrial outer membrane. Gene Ontology annotation, cellular component: mitochondrial outer membrane. The transcript has a single exon. The coding region runs from base 1 to 402 and encodes 133 amino acids.
AUGUCAUAUAAUACAAUGAAUUUAGAUACAGAGAUAAUUGAGGCUACUGAAGGUAUGCACUCACAGCUACAAUCCUCUAUAAUAGAAAAUAUAAAUUCUUUAAAUCAUGAUUCCCACAUAGCUCAUACAGAUAAUACUGAUGCCAAUAUCCAUCAUCAUCAUGGCACUGCUGAUAUUGACGACGAAGCGGAGAUAGAUGACUUAACAGACUCUAGUUCUAUUAUUACGGAUACAGAAGCAGAAAAUGAAGCUUUGAAGGAGGCUCGAAGACAAUGGGAAGAGUCUCUUGUUCAAUUAAACCAAGUGAUAAAUUGGGUAAUACUCCCACUUCUUGGUAAAUUUCUAGGUAGAAAAGUGGCUAGAUGGACAUGGAAGUGGGUAGCUGGCAGACUAUACCAGUAA